AUGUCGCUCCACAUCACCGUCGUCCCCGCCUCCUCACAAGGCGGCAAAGAGACGAUCCGCAACCUGCUCCGCCACGCCAGCCAGCCCAGAGUCCGUGGUGUCUACCGCGACAUAGCUAAGACGCCCGCCGAGUUCACAGACAAUGCCAACUUUGAGCCUGUUCAAGGCGAUGUCUCCAAGGCCCCACCCGACUUCUCCGGCUCUGAUGCUGUCUUGUACAUCCCGCCGCCCACAUUUGAGGACGUCAAUGUUGCCGAAUUCGCCACCAAUGCCGCCAACAAUGUCAAGGCCGGCCUUGAGCGCGCCUCCGUGAAGCGGGUCCUUAUCUUCUCGGCGAUGGGUUCUCAAUACGAUCCCGAUGCCAUUGGUGUUCUGAAGAUCAAUCAUAUCACUGAUAAAAUUCUCGCUGCAAGCGCGCCUGAGGUAGUGGUCAUCAAGCCGGGCUGGUUUCACGAAAAUUGGACCCAAGCCUUCGCAACAGUGAAGCAGGAGCCCGCUCAUUUUGAGUCUGUCUUUACACCAGCAGACUACGAGAUCCCAAUGGUCGGUCAACAAGAAUUUUCUGUGUCAUGA
Molecule: messenger RNA, 573 nt
Organism: Verticillium nonalfalfae
Lineage: Eukaryota; Fungi; Ascomycota; Sordariomycetes; Glomerellales; Plectosphaerellaceae
Exons: 2
Coding region: 1-573 (190 amino acids)
Source: RefSeq, a predicted model, not a curated record